UAAUCGCAAGGUGUGGCUUAUCUACCUGAUGUCUCGUUAAUCUGGAAUCGCUUGAACGAUUAAAACCUUUGCACUUGAGUAGUUAAAGACAAUGCAAUGUGAGUAACUGUUUACCAGUGAGAUUCAGCUAAAAUGGGAAGCAGAUACUUACAGGAGCAAAUCCCGCUUAAGUAUUUGGAGACGAACCUUGAUUCACAGUUUAGCCAGUCUAGGGAAAGUUUACAGUCAGUUCAGUCCUAUUUGGAGUCUGUAGAUGAACGAAGAGGCUGUUGGGAAAAAUGCCUAACUCGUAUACCGUACGCAACCCUCAUAGCCACAAUAAUGUGCGCCUUAGGGGUGGUGAUUUUCUGCGGAACCAUGUAUCGGGGGUCCACGCUCUCCGUGUUAAUGUUCAGCGAAGUCUUCAGCAUGCAGCUCUUCUGGGUGGACGCUGUGAAGAUGACUUUCGUGCUGAUUGGAGCCUGUAUGGGGGCUUUGGGGCUCAUGAUUCUGGCCGUGGGGUUCCUGGCAACUGGGGCCACCAGGCAUAAAGUGUAUAAAGGAUGGGGGUCCAGAGUAACUGGCAGACUGAGCUGCGCUAUUUUCAUGUGCAUCACGUACAUUCUUCAAAUUGCGUGGCUGCUGAUGUUUUGCUGCUUGGUGAUCGUCACCUUUGUCUUCACAGUGUUUUGGAAAAUGUGUGAAAAUCCCCGAGUGGCGUCCUUGCAGGACUCAAUUGAUUUAACCCAGUUCUAUUUUCUUUUUCCUGCGGGAACUCGCCAGGAGCACAUGAAAGUCGAAGGGGAGAGCAACGUGAAGGCCUUCUGCAAGGACUACGUGGAGAAAGUCACUAUUAUGUUUAUUCUGGCCGCAGUUUCUGCCGUUUUGGUUAUCCUCAGCUUGAUCCACUACUUGAUGUGUUUGGCCGCCAACUAUGCCCACAUCAGGAACCAGGAAAAAUUCCUGCAGUUUCAGGACCUGCAAACGUUACAAGACGCCGAUUUGCUAUCGGCAAAGAAUAGAUUCUAGGAUACUUCCCAGGAAAUUCACAUGCCCGAGUUGAGAUGGAAAAUGUAGAAAACACAUUUUGGCUGCUAUUGAAACUGGUAUGAAAAGGAGUUUUUUGGAACAAGUCCAUUUCAGUGUCGUGUGUUUUUCCUGGGUACUUUAGACCUUAUUUUUAACUGCAGUUUAUCUACUUCGCAAGGCCCUGCGUGAGUUCAGUUUUUGUGCCAAUAGGCAAAGUAUUAUGUCCUGGUUUGAAUGGGCAGCGCUCUAAAAAGAAGGAUUUAAUUGGGAAAACAGGGCCCAAUAUCGUAUUUGACUGCAAAUUGUAGUUUAGGCAGGUUCUCUAAGCCCUUCAAACACUGACUGAAUAAAAUAUUUUCUGAUAAACUUACAAAAAACUGCACAAGGAUUUUUUUGCCCAAAAUGUUUCUGGUAGUAUUUAGAGGGCCGUUAACAGUUUAAAGCGUUAUCUUAGUUAUAAACACAAACCCUGUAGUUGUGUAUUUGUCCGUCCAUUUCUAAUCAUAUAUCAUGACAUUCCCAAUCUAUUCCAAGGCGAUUUCAAUCUGUAAGAGACAUUUCAAGAGACCCAAUUUUUUUAGUUGCAGACUUUUGGUUUUGAUAGUUUGGCCUUUUUAUCUAGUUUAACCACUUUUGCGUUUGUCAGCCUGAAAAAGCCACAAUCUUCUGAAAUGUUUCCCUUAGUCAGCCUAUUUCUGUACAUUUCGCAUUGUACCCUGUAAAUUGCUAUUUAUUUCCCUACUACUUUCAUAAAUAUUUCUCAAGCUGGGGGAUUGAGAUGGAUUUUUCAACUUUCGACGUAGUUAAUAAACUAUUUUAUAUUGUGCAUACAUAAAUACAAAAUAUUUUAUUCAACUAACAGGAAAAGUUGCCACCAUGCAAAAUCCCUCAUCUUUUCAACAGUGUCGGAUGUGUAUAUAAAUUCGUGUUGGGUAGUUUGUAAGCACAAUGCAUUGCUCAUGGGUAUUUACGAGCGUUACUGUAUAUCUCAAGGUACUGGUAUAAGCAAAGUGUUUAGUAACACGAAUGGUAUACUUUUGUAAAUUUUUGAUAAUAAAUUUUUCACCAAAUAAGUGGCAAAGUGAAAUUUCA
Messenger RNA from Dendroctonus ponderosae (mountain pine beetle), 2100 nucleotides. It is a transcript of the gene M6, whose product is annotated as proteolipid protein DM beta. The record is from RefSeq and is a predicted model, not a curated record. The coding region runs from base 133 to 1008 and encodes 291 amino acids. The transcript is spliced from 6 exons. NCBI's taxonomy places the organism in Eukaryota, Metazoa, Arthropoda, Insecta, Coleoptera, Curculionidae. Gene Ontology annotation, cellular component: plasma membrane. Gene Ontology annotation, biological process: neuron projection development.